Messenger RNA from Halteromyces radiatus, 1056 nucleotides. Its product is annotated as Pex19 protein family-domain-containing protein. Gene Ontology annotation, biological process: protein import into peroxisome membrane. The transcript has 4 exons. Gene Ontology annotation, cellular component: peroxisome; peroxisomal membrane. The record is from RefSeq and is a predicted model, not a curated record. Bases 72 to 983 code for a protein of 303 amino acids. NCBI's taxonomy places the organism in Eukaryota, Fungi, Mucoromycota, Mucoromycetes, Mucorales, Cunninghamellaceae.
CACACUUUUUCUUUUCCCACUUUCUUUUUUUUAAUUAUCUUGGAAAUAUAUCUAUCUUUUUACCAAUAAUAAUGUCGAAACAACAAGAACCUACCAAGACUAUUCCUUCACAAAACGAUGAUUCUGACUUGGAUGAUCUAUUAGAUGAUGUGCUUGAUGACUUUAAUGGUUUAUCCACUAAAGAAACUACUAAAGAAACCAAUAAAGAAACCAACAAAGACACAACCAACGAUAAUAAGACGAGUGAUAAGACAGAAGAAUCGCUGGACGAUAUGUUGGAUAAUGAAGCGUUUGCCAAGCAAUUACAAGCCGGUAUGGAAGAACUCAUGGGCAAUAUGGAACAAGAUCCUGAAAUGAAGGCAGCUUUUGAAAAGGUUUGGGGAUCUUUUGAUCCUACUACGUUAGCAAAUCAAGACAAAUCAGAAACCGCUAAACCUUCUACCACUGAUCGUGCUGUUCCUGGUGCCUCUUUCCAAGAUACCAUUGCUCAAACUAUGAACAAAUUGAAGGAUAGCUCAAAACAAGUCGAUUCAUCUAUUUCUGAAGAAAAUGAUGAUGCAUUCAUGGCUGAAUUGAUGAAACAAAUGGAAGGAUUGACAGAAGGUGGUGACUUAGAAAACGUAUUGGAAGGAAUGAUGUCUCAAUUAAUGUCCAAAGAAAUGUUAUAUGAACCUAUGAAAGAUAUGGUUAGCAAGUAUCCACCAUGGUUGGAAGAAAAUAAGGACAAGACGGAGAAGACUCAAUUUGAAAAAUAUCAACAACAAUAUGAAAUGUGUCAAAAGAUUGUGGCCGAAUAUGAAGCUCCAGGUUUUGAUGAAAACAAUGAACAACAAGCAAAAAAGAUUAUGGAUUUGAUGACAGCAAUGCAAGAUUUAGGUCAACCUCCUGCUUCUUUAUUAGAAGACAUGGCUCCUGGAAUGAAUUUUGGUAAUCCUGAAGGUAUGCCUGAUAUGAAGGAUUUGGAAAACUGUACUAUCAUGUAAAAUUUAGAAUCUGUCUUUUUAUCUCCUCUUUAUGGUUUAUAUAUCAAUAAAGGUGUUUUUUUUUUUUUUUUUA